AUGAACAACUGGCGCUGCCAAGUCCAGUCGUGUGCAAUUGGGCAGGUCUCCUCUACCAGAGAGUACAAGGCACUACGUGUCUCUAGAAUUGGUUACCGGCAGAUUGGUGACCGGCAGGUAUGUGAGAUUAUCACCUUUGAUGACAUGAACCAUGGAAGCUGGAGGAGAAAACAGGACCCUCCAUCCCAUAUCUGUAGCGGUCGCAAGAUGAGAUGCGUGGUCGUCGAUGGGAUGGUGUACUUCUUGAUGGACUUUUACUCCACAUACGUUGAAACUGGGGUUAUAACCAUUGAGCCUGGCAGCAUAGCUUAUUUCAACCUUGAGACGGAAGAGUGGGGUGUUCUACGUGGUCCAGAACAGGUGCAGAUGUUUGUGCAAGAGAAUGAGGAUUACAGUUACUCAAAACUUGAACUCCAGUUAUCAUUGGCUGAGUUGAAUGGUUGUUUGGUUAUGGUUCACAAUAUUCAUGACAUAUCUAUGGACUUGUGGUUUCUAACAGAUUUUGAGAAAGUUAUCUGGGUUAAGAAAUACAGCAUGCCUUCACAUGUUGCUAGGCCUUUUAGUUACCCUUUUCUGAUGUUAGAUGAUGGGAAGAUCUUCUUCAGUGCAGAGGGUAAUCUACAAGGUAUCCUUGGUAAUGGAGAGCCAGGAGAGGGAUUUCUGCUAAGUUAUGAUCCAAGGAAUGACACUUAUCCCGAUUCGCUAAAACUGAGAGACCCCAAAUCCAUUGGCAUUUAUACAGGAAGCCUGCUGAGUUUAUAG
This is a messenger RNA of Triticum turgidum subsp. durum (durum wheat), 762 nucleotides long. NCBI's taxonomy places the organism in Eukaryota, Viridiplantae, Streptophyta, Magnoliopsida, Poales, Poaceae. The record is from the annotation of a GenBank genome assembly.